This is a messenger RNA of Sabethes cyaneus, 527 nucleotides long. Its product is annotated as barrier-to-autointegration factor-like. Bases 112 to 384 code for a protein of 90 amino acids. Gene Ontology annotation, molecular function: DNA binding. NCBI's taxonomy places the organism in Eukaryota, Metazoa, Arthropoda, Insecta, Diptera, Culicidae. The record is from RefSeq and is a predicted model, not a curated record. The transcript is spliced from 2 exons.
AAACCAAUAAUUAAUAAUUAUCUGAAAAUAAUAAAUUAUAAACUUGUACGAUUAAGAGCUACAACGAAAUCGCGUGUACCGCUGCAUUACCUUUACUUAAAAAUAUAAACCAUGUCCAGUACAUCUCAAAAACAUAGGAAUUUCGUAGCUGAGCCUAUGGGGGACAAACCUGUAACAGAUUUAGCCGGUGUUGGAGAUGUUUUAGGUAAACGACUUGAUGCGGCUGGAUUUGACAAAGCUCAGACAGUGUUGGGCCAAUAUCUGGUUCUAAAGAAAGAUGCGGAACUGUUUAAGGAUUGGAUGAAGGACACCUGCCAGGCGAAUUCCAAACAAGCAGCUGAUUGUUAUCAGUGUUUAAACGAUUGGUGCGAAGAAUUUUUGUAAAAAUCACGCUAUCUACACUAUUAUUAUUAAGUAGGUACCUAUCUUUCUUGUGCUCGCAAUAUUGUGUGAUACUCAAACAAACGGUUAAACAAAUAACAAUUGAAUGCAUGAUAAGUAAUGUAAAUGAAUAUCCAAAGUUUGAA